UUCUUGAAGAAAGAGAGUCUGGCACUGUACAAUCAAUUGAAUAAGGGUACAGUCCAGAAAUGGAUUGCACUGUGCAGAACGAAAUGGUCUGAUACAACAAUCUGCAAUGUCCAGAACAAGCGUAUCUUAGGGGGUUCUGGACGUGUUGGUGCUCUUACAAAGUACCCUGAGCUUGUUGAGGAGAUUAAAACGAACUUUCUGGGCUUUCGUGCAAAAGGUUACCCACUGAAUGCAGUAAUUGGCCGUUCUAUGAUGCUUGCCAUCAUUGAAGCUCACAAUCCAGAUAUCCUCACAUUGAACUUCAAAUACAGUGAGAAAUACGUCAGGUCGUUCCUAGGAUCGGUUUUGAAUAUGACAGUAAGGCAAGCAACUCGAGCUGCUGCACACCUACCC
Fomitiporia mediterranea MF3/22 is the source of this 393-nucleotide messenger RNA. RefSeq lists its product as uncharacterized. The annotation marks the transcript as partial. The record is from RefSeq and is a predicted model, not a curated record. The transcript has 2 exons. NCBI's taxonomy places the organism in Eukaryota, Fungi, Basidiomycota, Agaricomycetes, Hymenochaetales, Hymenochaetaceae.